This is a messenger RNA of Pseudophryne corroboree (corroboree frog), 1878 nucleotides long. Its product is annotated as B-cell receptor CD22-like. The transcript is spliced from 11 exons. The record is from RefSeq and is a predicted model, not a curated record. Lineage: Eukaryota; Metazoa; Chordata; Amphibia; Anura; Myobatrachidae. The coding region runs from base 113 to 1861 and encodes 582 amino acids.
AGCACAUCUAAGAAAGGUUUGAAUCUUGCAGGAUCUGAAAUCUUAUGAAACUCAUCAUAUACAAUCCAGGCAAUAAUAUAAAGAGAGACGGGACAUAAACACUAUUGGGAUAAUGCACAAGUACUCUCUCUGCCUGAAAACUUCAUUUCUCCUAUUUGUUCUUCAAGUGUGUUUUUCAGGCUCAAACAAAAAUAAAUGGUCAUUCACAUUCCCAGAAAUAAUUCCAGCACUGAAGCAUUCUAAUGUGGUGAUUCCCUGCACAUACACUGCCCCAUCUGACCACGGAGAGGUCCGCCUGAUAUGGUUUAAGUACAAGUUAAUGGGAUACCCACAGAUAUACAAUGAUGAAAACCCAUCUAAAGUAGCUAAAGAAUACAGCGACCGCACGUCGCUUGUAGAGAAUGGAACUAACAGCUGCUCAUUAAAAAUCACUGAUGUGAGAGAGACCGAAUGGUAUUACCCAGGAAUAAGUGAAGAUAUAAAUUCCUACGACCUGAAUGAUAAGCAAUCUGUCAAGGUGAAAGUAUCAGGUUGCUAUGAAGACUCAUCGUGCAGGGAUUGGAGUUUUACUAUCCCUUACUCUAUAGAUGCAUUGAGAGGUUCAUGUGUAGAGAUCCCCUGCACGUUCUCCCAUCCCACACAUGCUAAGGAUUAUAACUUCUUCUGGUACUUGUACAGACGCACAGGCUUACCUCAGAUCUUCAAUAACAGAACCCCUGAUGAUAUUAUAGACGAGUACAGAGGACGGACAUUUCUUGUGGGAAACACAAGCCGGAGCUGCUCACUGAUUAUCAAUAAUGUGCAGACAAAAGAAGGAUACUUUCCUGGUGUAAAUAUAGAUAUAAACUCCUAUGAAAUCAAUAAUGGAAAGUUCACCAGAGUGUUUAUCACAGAUAGCCCACGUAAACCAUUAAUAACAGGAACUGAAGACAUGGAAGAAAAGAAGACAUGUAAACUUGUCUGUUCCGUAAAUCACACCUGCGCCUCCAGACCCCCGACUAUUACAUGGAAUAAAGUUGGACAUGAGAUAACGGUGAGGCAUGAAGAACUGUCUCGGGGAAUUUGGAGGAUCGAAAGUGAAAUGAGUUAUAUCCCUUCCUAUACAGAGGAUAACACACAGCUGGAAUGCACGGCUACAUUCCCCAAUAACAUAACAUCAGUUCAGUCAGUAACCCUGAAUAUUACAUAUGGUCCAAAGAAUACAACUAUUUCAAUAGUUGGAAACAUGGAGACAGAGGAAGGGGAUAAUGUGACCUUAAGGUGCACCAGUCGUGCUAAUCCUCCUGUAACAAAUUACACGUGGUACAAGAUUGGAGAUUCCAAGAUAUUACUACAGGAACGUGAUGAUACAAUUACUGUGCAGAACCUGACCUCUGAGAAAUAUAUCUGCUCUGCAAGCAAUGCAAUGGGAACAGCAGAGUCACAAAUGUUUCAGUUUACCAAUCAAUCUGGAAACGGAAAUGAAUACCUUCCUGUGAUAAUAGGAAGUGCGGUUGGACUCGGGGUCCUAACUUUGCUAAUCAUCAUCAUUUGCGUUUGUAACAGAAGGAUAAAAAAAUCAUCUGUAUCAAAGCAGACUGGAACUGAGAAAAACAUUAAGGAGGAGAUAUUACUGGAUAAUCGUGUGUACGCGAACGUGUCUAUACAGCAGAACAUACCAGAAGAACGUUCCACCAGAUCACAGGAAUACUGUAAUAAUGAGAAAGAACAUGACCCAGCUACCAACCAGACCAUGGAGAAACAGAAUGAGGAGACAGAUGGUAUUUUGUAUACUUCAGUUGACUUACCUCCAACGAAUCAAGUCCUGAUACAACCAAAGUGUACUGAGGAGGAAACAGAAUAUUCAGUUAUACAACAUUAAACAUCUCUUAGAUAUUA